CAUUAUUCAAAUUAUGAUAUGGCAACAUCAUGUGGUGAGUUUCUUUACUUCACUACAUUUAAUACUUAACGAAGCAACCCUACAGCUAUUGUUGAUAAAAAAAAGUGAAAAGGUCUCAUAUUGUUCAUCAGUUUUAAUCAUAAUAAAGGGUUUUAAUAGUGAAUUUCAUAUCUAUAUUGUUGGAGAAAUUUCUACAUUUUAAUUGCAAUUACAAUUAUUUAUUCAGGCGAAUCUAUUAUAACAUAAACAAAUUUUUCUACGUCAACUAAUUUGACUACUGCGCAAACAAGAUGGAUGGACUACAGCAUCGACGUGAACGAAAAUCAUCAAUGGUAACACAACAAAUUUACGCACCGCUUUCGCCCUGUCCUAUACCUGACAUAAGCGACGAUGAACUGGUCUCUAUAUCCGUGCGGGACCUUAAUCGCACCUUGAAGUCACGCGGCCUCAAUCGCGAAGAAGUUGUGCGUAUGAAGCAGCGUCGUCGUACGCUGAAGAAUCGUGGUUAUGCGGCUAGUUGCCGUAUUAAGCGCAUAGAACAGAAAGAUGUCUUGGAGACAGAAAAGUCGCAUGAAUGGGUUGAACUGGAAACCAUGCAUGAUGAUAAUGAACAAUGUCGCAAGGACAUAACUAACUGGAAGAAUAAAUACAAGGCCUUACUACAAUUCGCGGCACAUAAUGACAUUCCCAUACCACCCGAGCUGGAGGGCUGUUGAGUAGCGCAGUGCAGUACACGCACAUACAUAUGGUAUAUUCUUAAUUAUAUUUUAUAAGUAGUUUAAUGUAUGCGACAUCGAUGAUGGUGUUUUCUUAUUAAUAUUAAAUACUGUAUUUAGGUUUUCAAUAAAUACUAUUUAGUAAAA
Messenger RNA from Bactrocera oleae (olive fruit fly), 863 nucleotides. It is a transcript of the gene maf-S, whose product is annotated as MAF bZIP transcription factor K. The record is from RefSeq and is a predicted model, not a curated record. Gene Ontology annotation, cellular component: nucleus. Gene Ontology annotation, biological process: regulation of transcription by RNA polymerase II. NCBI's taxonomy places the organism in Eukaryota, Metazoa, Arthropoda, Insecta, Diptera, Tephritidae. Gene Ontology annotation, molecular function: RNA polymerase II cis-regulatory region sequence-specific DNA binding; DNA-binding transcription factor activity, RNA polymerase II-specific.